Messenger RNA from Manihot esculenta (cassava), 546 nucleotides. RefSeq lists its product as uncharacterized. Bases 1 to 546 code for a protein of 181 amino acids. NCBI's taxonomy places the organism in Eukaryota, Viridiplantae, Streptophyta, Magnoliopsida, Malpighiales, Euphorbiaceae. The transcript is spliced from 3 exons. The record is from RefSeq and is a predicted model, not a curated record.
AUGACUUGGCUCUUCAACUCUAUCCAAUCCGACGAUCCAGAUUCGUCUCUUCCAUCACCAUCACCAUCACCAUCAGCGCCCAACCGCCACCCACACGACAGCCCCGCCAUUCGUGGCGGAGGAGUUAAAGAGGACUUUUCUGUCAUUGGCGACUCUAUCGCCUGCCAAUUCCGUGGCGUCGCCAACUUUCUUGCUCCGCCUCCAUCACCUUCGUCCUCUUCCUCCUCCCUAGAUAAGCCACUACUGUCUUCUUCUUCUCCGUCACAGUCACAGUCUCUCCUCGGGAUUUGUAAUGAUCUUGCUGAACUAGGAGCUUUUUUGCAAUUUCAAAGUGGCUAUAAUGAGGAAGAAGAUGAAGAUGGAGAUGAUUAUGUGACGGGGAUUACAGAUGAAGUUAUUGGUUUCGUUCAGGAGAUUUCUAUCAGACCUGAAUGCUGGACUGAUUUUCCGUUGUCUCUGGAAAGUGAUUUCAAAAUGUCUGAUGCUCAAAGAGAACAUGCCUCACCUGUUGAGCAUAUGGUUCCUAAUCUGAGAGCUUUUCUUUAA